UGUGAAUAGUGAAUACUGGGUGCUGAAAACUUAAACUUUUCUAACCUUAAGUACUAAAUGUUAAAAGAUCAAACUGAAUAGUAAAAUGUCUUAAUGUUAUAAAAAACUUAUAAAAUGACUGAAUGUAGUGAAUCUUCGUCGAAACAAGCCAGUACAGUUGUAUUAACCGAGCAUGAACGAGACCUCGCACAAAAUGCCUUAUUAGAAUUUCAAAAAAAGUCAUACACCACUUGCUUAACAUAUUUAAAUAAACUGGAAUUAUUGAGGCCUAAGGAUUUACAAGUCAUACACAAUAAAAUAGUUGUUGAGUAUUAUAAAUGUGAUUUUAAAAAAACAGAACUAGCGAGAAAAACUUUGAAUGCUGUUUGUGGUAACCCAGUUCUUACUGAUGCACCACAAGAUACAUCCGAAGAUGUUGAAAAAUGUGUUAUACGAUAUAAUCAAGCCGUUCUACAUUACCAUACACGACAAUACGAAGCUGCACUCCAAAUUCUUAAUAGACUUUUUACAUUUGUAGAAGCAAUGGAAGAAAAUUUGGCAUGGAAAGUUUGCUUACUCUUAAUUGAACUUUAUAUUCAAACAAAUCGGCUUGAUGCAACUCUAUCAUUAAUAAACUACGUUGAGAGUCAAUUUAUCUGUUCAUCUGAAACGAUAAAAUCAUCAUCAUCUGGUGAUAAUUUGAAUCCAACAAAGACAGCAUCAGUAUCAAAAGAAACAAAAAUACAAAAAAAAGAUAAUACUGAUUCUCAGAAUGACUUGUUUCGUAUAAAAUUACUAAAAUACAAAGCACGAAUUUAUCUGCUUUUACGUCAACCAAAACUAUGUCAAAAAGAAUGGGAUACAAUGUUGUUAGUUGGUGCUCCACAAACAACAUCAACAAUUUUUUUGAAAGCCCAUUAUGAAUAUGUACUUGGUAAUUAUGAUAAAUCAAUAAAAUUAUUAAAUUCAGCCACAGAUAAUUUAGAUUACAAAUUAUGUGGUGGAUCAGCAGCAGUUAUUUAUUACAACAAUAUGGCCUGUAUUAAUUAUUCUCGUUCAAAGCCAAAUUUAGCGGCAUUUUAUUUGGAAAAAGCAUUAGAAGAAAAUAAAAAGUCAAUUGAAUCAAUUCGUGGUAAAGAGACAGAUAAAGAUCCAUUAUCAUCACAACCAGUGUAUACACUUGGUGGUGAUAAACAUCACGAACUGAUGUUUAGUUUAGGUAUUUCACUUUUACAAGCUGGACAAGCAACUAGAGCAUUCGAUUGUUUUCUUGAAGCAGCCCAAAGACUCCAAAAUAAUCCAAUUCUAUGGCUCAAACUUGCUGAAUGUUGUGUCUAUUGUCACAAACCAACCAAUGAAGUUGAUUUUGAUGUCAUAAAGUUUCGAGAUUGCUUGGUUCAAAAAGUCAUAGGAAAUGGUAACAAUAAAAAAAUUAUAUUAUCAUCUGGAUUGAAUACUGACACAAAAUAUCAUUGCGAGAGCUUGUCGUAUGCAAUACCACAACCAACAAUUGAAUUUGCCAUGUUGUGCCUUAAAAAUGCACUGUUUGCUUUGCCAAAAAAAGAAAAUAUGCAAUGUCCAUCAUCAAGUUUAAGUGGUUUACCAUUUAAUUCAUCAGUUAAUUUAUCCAGUGGCAAUACAAGUGGUUUACGAGGAUCAAUUGGAAGCUCAGCACCACCUUGUGGUAUUGUUAGUACGCAUCCAUCAAUGUCUAUCAUACCAAUUACGUCGCAUGCAACAUGGAUUGAAGUGAUGAAUCUUAAAAUUGCGAUACUUGCUGCAUCAUCAUAUGUAUCACUUUGUCUUGGUGAUUAUACGGUUGCAUUCGAACAUGCAAAAACAUUAUUAAAAAUUGAAAAAAUACCAGGUGCUUAUAAAUUAUUAGGAAAUUUAUAUGCUGCUGAAUGCUUAAUUUUAAUGGAUAAAAUAAAUGAUGCUAUUGAUUAUUUAAAUAUUCAGGAUCUUUUCGAUUUGGAUUUGUCAAUUGAUAUGCUUGAUGUUGAUAGUGAGCAAAAUAAUGAUUGUAAUGUUAAUGUAUUUGCUUUUAAACACAAAUGGUUUCCAAGAAGUCUAAGAACAGCCAAUGCAGUGAUGCGGUAUAAUUUAGCGGUUGCUUACGCAAUAAGAGGAGAACUCGAUAAAUCAGGAGAAACACUAAAACAAGUUUAUAUGUCAAAAGGACCAGACUGCGAUGUACCAAUUCAUGUCAUUAUGCUUGCAUUGUACAUUGAACUACAACUUGAUCACGUAGACAUUGCCAGAUCGAUAGUCAAACAGCAUUGUCCGCAGUACUGGUGAUGUUUUUUAGACCGAAAACGUCAGACAAGAAAAGUUUCCAUUCAACUAAUCAAAAAAAUUUAAUAUACAACUUCUGUUAAUCAAUGAUUUUUCUCAUCAAUUAUUUAUUAUGAUUUGGUACGCUAAUUUUUGGUUUUUCAAUAGUGUAAUUUUUUUUGAUAUUUAAUCAUUAUUCAAAUGAUUGACAAUAUUGUAUAAUUCUUGUUUCUUUGUAUAUAUAGAAUUUAUACAUUUUUUAAAUUUAUAAUGUAAAUUUAUUAGGAAACAUUCGUUUCUAAUUAUAUUUUGCCCGAUAUAAAAUAUCUACGAGGCUCCUCAAGUCAAAUCAGGGAGCGUUUCCCCUCGACCCUGCGGCAGCGUUGCCAAGUCCAAAGAAAUGCCUGAGGAGCGUUCGAUAGCUG
This is a messenger RNA of Aphidius gifuensis, 2678 nucleotides long. It is a transcript of the gene Not10, whose product is annotated as CCR4-NOT transcription complex subunit 10. The transcript has 5 exons. Gene Ontology annotation, biological process: mRNA catabolic process; negative regulation of translation. Gene Ontology annotation, molecular function: protein binding. Bases 115 to 2277 code for a protein of 720 amino acids. The record is from RefSeq and is a predicted model, not a curated record. NCBI's taxonomy places the organism in Eukaryota, Metazoa, Arthropoda, Insecta, Hymenoptera, Braconidae. Gene Ontology annotation, cellular component: CCR4-NOT complex.